UCUAUUUCUUCUUCUUGUUUUCUUUCAUUUUUUGUUGGAAAUAUAAGUUAAUUGGGCAUUACCAAGGCCUGAAUUUGGCUGGAUCUUGAUUGAAUGCUUUUCCUUUCUUGCAUUGACAUACAUCAGUGUAAAUUUAUGAAUAUUAUGGAUUUUUAGGUAUUGGGUUGUUUGAUUUGGCUCAACUAUCAGUAGGGUUUUGUUGCUUUGUUCUGGAGAUUUUGUGCCGAUCCCCAAAGUUGACACUUUUGAAAAACUUAAUAUUUUCUACUGCCAUGUAAAAGGAUUCCUCUGCUUGGCUUCUCUUUACAUUGUUAGUUGGACAAAUUUGAAUCAAGAAAUGGGUCUCUCUAGCCUUCCUGCUCCAUCUGAAGGAGUUCUAUGUGUAUUGCUGGUAAACACUGCACUGUCUAUCUCAAUAGUUAAAGCCAUAGUCCGAUCAAUCCUUCACGUUGUGGGCAUCCGUCUCUCCUCAUCGUCACAAUCACCUCCUCCAUCAGAUUACCCUGCAAGCCUUGUAGAACCAAUUGGGUUUUGUAUGAGUUCCUCUUCUGAUAGUUAUGUUGAGGAGUUUCGGAGUAUGAACCCAGCAGUUCGAUUUGACUCUGUUUGUAGUUGCAGGUGGCCUGAACAUGAAUGCUCGGUUUGCUUGAAUCAAUUUGAUCCGGAAUCGGAAAUAAACCGGCUGUCGUGUGGCCAUUUCUUUCAUAAGGUUUGUCUGGAGAGGUGGUUGAAUUACUCCAACAUUACAUGCCCUAUGUGCAGGACUCCUUUGAUGCCCGAGCUAGAGCCGUCUUGCUUUUGGUGAAACGUUUAGGACCUCGGAGUCUGAUGAAAUUCUCCUUGUACAGAAUGUAGUGUACAUAUGUUCACAUGAAUGAAUCCGUUAUGGGGGUAUGUUUAUGCCCGAGUUUACGCUUGAUGUAUUGACGGGUGCCCCUGAUAGAUCAAGAUUGUGUGUACAUAUUUUGAGGUAUAUAAUCCUUCUGGAUCUGACUUUGUUCAUAAACAUCCAUGUUAAUGUGUUGGAAAUGAAUACUGCGAAUCACACUGAAAAUAUAGCUACCAGGAUCUUUCCAUUUGAUGGUA
This is a messenger RNA of Tripterygium wilfordii, 1086 nucleotides long. RefSeq names its product probable E3 ubiquitin-protein ligase XERICO. Bases 338 to 805 code for a protein of 155 amino acids. Lineage: Eukaryota; Viridiplantae; Streptophyta; Magnoliopsida; Celastrales; Celastraceae. Gene Ontology annotation, molecular function: zinc ion binding. The record is from RefSeq and is a predicted model, not a curated record. The transcript has 2 exons.